Messenger RNA from Prorocentrum cordatum, 1098 nucleotides. Lineage: Eukaryota; Dinophyceae; Prorocentrales; Prorocentraceae. The record is from the annotation of a GenBank genome assembly.
GAUUUGCAUUUAUUCCCCCGCCCCCGUCACCGAUUCUCCCAGGGCCCAUCCAACUCAGACCCCCUGGCCGCUUCCAAGACCAGGAUGCGCUGCCGCCGCCGCUGCGGAACGGCGGAGCCGCCGCGUCGCAGGGCGUCGCUUCUGCGCCGCCUGGCGAAGCGGCGUCCACAUUCGGGUUUUAUUUCCCCGUGUACGACCAGGUGCCAGGAGUGCUCGGAGUGGUUGGCAGAGUGCGCAUGUUCUACCCAGAGUCGCCGAUACACCUCCUCCAAGACGGGGGACCUGUGGACUUUGGCCCCUUGUGCGCACUGCCGCAGUACGCCUGCACCUUCGAGGUUGUGCAGGGCGAGAACAGUCGUUGGAAUCCGCACUCUUGGUUCGCGCGUAUGCGCGCAGCCGCUCUUCGCCUGCAUACCACGUUCCUGAUAUAUCUCGAGCCAGACGUCCUCGUGCGCCGCCGGCACAUCACCGAACCCCAGCACGACGCGGGCGGCAUAUUCGACAAUUACAACCCCGCGGUCCACGAGGAGACGGUGGCGUACGUGGAGAGGCGGGGCAGAGAGCGCGUGCCUUGCUUUCAGCUGGAGUGGAAGCACUUCGGCCUGGCGGGCGGCUCGUACUUCCGAGCCGAGGCCGUCAUCGACGCCUUCGACCCGGCCCACGUGCAGCGCAUCGAUUGGGGGCCGAUGCAGUGGAGGGAAGGCGACAAAACGAUGAGCAGCGACUUCGCCAUGGUCGUCGCGCUGGCUUGCCGAGGCUGGAAGGUGUCCCCAUGGAACGAGUCCGCGCAGAACUUCGAGAGGCGCGGGCUUCCGCCUGACGAGGCCGGCCGCGAGGAGUUCCGGAGACAGUGGCCGGCCUACAACCCGAGCGCCGCCUUCGAGCAUGAUCACAAGGAGCACUACAGUGACACCGUGCCCGAGGAGCAUGUGCGACUCGUCCGCGAGCUGCCGCAGACCCCGCAGACCUGCCACGGCUGCAUCUGGUACGGCGCCGAGGGCGUUCGGUUGCCGGGCCCGGAGCCCCCGCGGCCACCCCGGGCGGAGGACUGGUACUCGACUACACGCAAGAGCAACCCUUCGCUUGAGUGACCCUCGG